Mucor mucedo is the source of this 2038-nucleotide messenger RNA. RefSeq lists its product as uncharacterized. The transcript has a single exon. The coding region runs from base 1 to 1965 and encodes 654 amino acids. The record is from RefSeq and is a predicted model, not a curated record. Lineage: Eukaryota; Fungi; Mucoromycota; Mucoromycetes; Mucorales; Mucoraceae.
AUGUCAAACUGGGGUCAGUUGCCCGCCGAGAUUUUGUUAAACAUCAUUCAGUUUGCAAUUGCUGACUUGGACACACUGAAUUGCAUUGAAAGAAUGAAAGGAUGGAAAUUCAAACAGCAAUGCUUACUGGUUUCUAAACACUGGUCUAUGGUUACCCGACAAGUGGCAUACAAAGCAGUCGGAUUAAACACCGAUUGUAAUUUUGAAAAAUUCAUUGCAUUCAUGCUUGAUUCUCCUCAUGGUUGUUUGGUCCGAGAAAUAACCUUUGGUUAUGACUUGAAGCAUCGCGUGGAACCUCACUUAGGUCCAUUAUUUAGAGCGUGUCCCAACUUGAUAUCAUUACAGAAUCUUGACGCAAUAGACGAGCCGUUUUAUAGACGUUUAACUUUAGAAGUUCGUGCAAUGGGAAACAGUCUCAAGUUACAAAAGAUACCGACAUUUGACAUUGACAAUAUUGACACUUUUGAAUCAUAUGGACAGGCAGCUUACGCCUUAAAAAAUACGUUAGAAGAAAUUUCAUUUUGUGAUAUGCGUUAUGAUAAUCCGACGUAUGAAUCAGAUAGGGCAUUGAGUCGAUUAGUGGAAUUUACAAAACUUCGGGAGGUCACUUUUCAUUUGUAUGAGUAUGACAACAUCUUCCAAAUUUUCACGAAGAUCCAGAAUUGCACUUCAUUUUCCACUGUUAGAAUAAUAUGUGUCAGCGAUACUUAUUUUGGAGAAGUUCUUGAUCAGCCAGAACCCUACAACUUGAAGCCACUUCCAAAUGUUUUAAAAUUACAAGUAAUUGGAGCAAUACCCUUCACUGAGAGACAUUUUCAGUAUAUCAUGCAUGUAUUUCCAAACCUACAUGACUUCGUUGUUAUUCAGGGUUAUGGUUUUUCUCGCGUAACAGACGAGCCGGACAUCAUGGAGGAACAUCAAGAGAUAGGACAACAAGUUCCCAGCAAAGCUUGGAUCGAUUUUCUGACGUAUGUUUCUCGAAUAAACACGAAUAUAAUUGGCACCUUCUUUAUCAAGGACUAUGCCGAAGUCUUUGCAAAUUUUCCAAACCUUACUGAACAUUUAGAAAUACGAUAUGGACCCGACUUACGUAUCAAACCGAAUUUCAAUAUUGUAUACCAAAACCGUGAUUUCGAGUCUCGGGAUUACGGUAAAAAGCGCUAUGGAAUCGAAAAUUUUCGUCAUCUUGUUUUUGAUUGCAGGUCUUUUGAUUUCUGUGAUAAUUUACCUCAUGAACCUCUUCUUCGCAUCUAUGGGCCAACAAUGAAGUCGUUAAAUCUUAAGAUGAUGUCUGCUGACCACCACAAUUCAGAAGAGAGUGUUGCUUACAGGAUGCUGGAUGGAAAUGUCUUUAACCCGAUAUUUGAACAUUGUUCAGUGUUAAAGAAGCUCCGGGUACGCGAUGGCUACUUUAAUUUUCUCAGUCCAAGUCCUUUCAAGGCUACCGAAAACCUUCAAUUGAUGGAAUUUGAGAGGUGCUCAUUUGGCCUUGACUUUCUUUGUGAAUUGUCUACAUCAUUGCCUGACCCAAUGCAGUAUUUGUCAUUCACGUCUUGUUCUAUAUCGUCACCCUACGAAAUGACGGAUGAUUGUCUUCAGGUGAUCGACAUGCCGUAUACUUCAUUUGGUUAUUUGAUAUGGAAUAAUCAAAGAUGUACGGAGGCCAUGGAAUCAUUAUACGUCAAAGUUAUAAAAAAGUCGCGAUCGUUUUAUUAUGAGAUGGAUAAAAGUAACGAAAUGGUAUUAUCAUCGCCAGUUGAAUUUGAUUACUCUAGAGACUAUGCUUCAUCAAUGAGUAUUGAUAUCCGAUGCUUUGAUAUUGAAAAUUUGGUGAUAAAACUAAAUAAUAGGUUUCAUGUACAUGGAUCUUUCAAAGGCGAUAAUCUCACGUUCCGUUAUGGAGGAAAGCAUAUGAAAAUAAGUGAGCCUGCUAAUUUUCACAACAGUUGCUAUAGCUUUAUCUAAAUAAUAAAAGCUUGCCCGAAAAGAGUUAAUAAUUUAUAAAGCAGUCUUGCAUAAAAACAAAAUAUUAUUUGGC